AUGAACCCACGGAUCGUCAUCAUUGGUGCUGGUGCGGCCGGUGUUGCCGCAGCCACACGGCUCAUCGAACGAGGCUACAAAAAUGUGAAGAUUCUCGAGGCAGAAAAUCGCAUCGGUGGACGUAUCCAUACCGUUCCGUACGGGGCAAAUGUUGUCGACCUGGGCGCACAAUGGUGCCACGGCGAGAAAGGCAACGUGUGCUACGAGCUUGGAUCAAAGUACAACGUGUUCGACUCGAACAGUGCCCGGUACGAGCGGUUCGUCCUUACCCGCUCGAAUGGAGAACAGAUCCCAAAAGAAAAAAGCGAAAAGCUGCUCGGUCUCAUCUGGUCCAUUCUGGAAACGCACAAACACGAGCUUACCGGAUACCGGGGUUCGCUUGGGUCGUUUAUUAUGGGCAAGUUCCGGGCACUGCUCGAAACGCCUGAGUAUGCGGACGUGAACGAUGAUACGGCGUAUCAGGUGUUGGAAUUUUUCCACAAGUUUGAAAACUCAAUCGAAGCCUCGGACAGUUGGUUCGACACGUCCGGACCGGGUUAUCUGCACUACUGGGAGUGUGAUGGAGAUUUGCUGCUAAAUUGGCGCGAUAAAGGCUACCGGACGGUGUUGGAAAUAUUGAUGAAACGGCACCCACUCGCUACAGCGGCCGAUGCAAUCAAUCUGGAAGACUAUACACACUUCAACAAAACCGUCGCCAACAUUAACUGGACCGCCGGUCCGGACAGUCUCGUGUCGAUACGCUGCACCGACAACACCGUGUACGAUGCAGACCAUGUGAUAUGCACAAUGUCGCUGGGCGUGCUAAAGGAACGCUAUCAGACGCUUUUUACACCCGAUCUGCCACCGAUCAAGCGUAACGCCAUCCAGGGGCUAACGAUCGGCACGGUUAACAAACUGUUUCUUGAGUUUGAUAAACCAUUCUGGGCCAAGGGUUGGCAAGGGUUGAGCUUGAUCUGGAAUCAGGCCGAUUUGGACGAGGUGCGCAAAAUGCCAGACAGUUGGAUGGAGGACGUGUUUGGAUUUUACAUCGUGGACUAUCAACCGAACGUGCUUUGCGGUUGGAUUUCGGGCAAAAAUGCACGCCGCAUGGAACGGGCUAGCGAUGAGGAUGUACGGCGGGCUUGUAUGUUUCUGCUGCGCAAGUUUAUGAAGGGUUGCAGCAUUCCGGAACCGGUGCGUUUCCAGCGUACGAGCUGGUACUCGAAUCCCAACUUUCGUGGUUCGUACACGUUCCGUUCGAUGACGACGGAUUUGUUGAAUACGUCCGCAUCGCAUCUGGCCAUUCCGCUGACGAAUACGUGCGGUAUGCCGGUGGUACAGUUUGCCGGGGAGGCUACGCACGAUCAUUACUACUCGACGGUGCACGGUGCGGUUGAAACGGGAUGGCGUGAAGCGAGUCGAUUGAUCGAUCUUUACGACAGAUUGAUACCACCCUUCAAUCAUGGCCCGAAAGCGUACGUUGACGUACUGAUCCUUGGGGCCGGUAUUGCCGGACUUGGAGCCGCCAAGCAGUUACGCAGCUCGGGCAAAAGUUUUGCCAUUCUCGAAGCACAAUCUGUCCCGGGCGGACGCAUCAGUACGAAAGCGUUGAAAAAGCAUCAUGCCGGUGGGAAAGGUUGUCAGCUGGUUGAAGCCGGUGCGCAGUGGCUUCACGGGCGGCAGAAUGAGCUGCACGAGAUUGCCAAACGGAAUGGGUUGCUGCGCGAGGAAACUUCCGAGGAAGGGCUGGGCGAGUUUUUGCGUGACGAUGGAUUCCGGAUAGACGAUCAUCUCGUGAAGAAGGUUGACUUUAUUGUCGGUCAAAUAUUGGAGCAGUGCGAGGAGUUUGCUGCACGUACCGAGAAGGACGCAACGUAUCCGGCAUCGUUGGAAGCGUAUUUAAGGGAGCAGUUCCGGAAGCGAACGGAGAAGGAUUUUACGCCCGAACAGAAAGCAUUGGCACAGCAGCUGCUCGAUUGGCACUGUCGGUUUCAGAUCAUUGACAACUCGUGUUUGCAUGUGUCGGACAUUUCGGCGAAAUUGUGGGGCAGUUAUUCGUUUAAUGGUGAGAGUUGUCAGGCUCACAUCAAUAUGCGGUACGGAUUUCAGGCACUGGUUAGCUGUUUGAUCGAGGAGAUUGGAAUGGAGAAGAUUGUGUACAAUAAGGCAAUUUGUGAGAUCCGUUGGUUGGAUUCACGCAGCAAAGUGAUUGUGAAGUGUACGGACGGUACGAUCUACUGCUGUCAGCAUUUGAUUGUAACGUUUUCGCUCGGUGUGCUAAAGGACACAAUGGAUCAACUGUUUCAGCCUAAUCUACCAGCAAGCUUUAGCCGAUCGAUCCGUAGCAUCGGUUACGGAACGAUAGACAAAAUCUUUCUACAGUUUGAGGAACCCUGGUGGGGCAAAGCGGAAGGCAUUCAGUUGGUGUGGCGAGACGAGUUGCGGAAGGAUUCACACUGGACGAGGUUCAUCUCGGGAUUUGAUGUGCUCAGUCCUGGUCCCCCAAACACACUGCUUGGUUGGAUCGGAAGCUACGGAGCGCUGGAGAUGGAGGCCCUAAAUGAUGAGCAGAUCGUGAGCGACUGUGUGUUCAUUUUGGAAAAGUUCACAAAGAAAAAAGUACCUAAACCCGUCAAUUAUUACUGUACAAGAUGGAACUCCAAUCGCUACAUUCGUGGUUCGUACAGUUACACUUCAGUUAACUGUGACCACGAGCAAAACUUUAUGUCCAACCUAACGGAAACACUCGUAUGCAAUCAGUACGACAAGUUGGGUGAAGAAUCGCGCAAAAAGGAAUGCUUAUUGUCGAAAAAUGCUUCCUCGGUUGGGGGUGGGAUUCGUUCGGGAAGUGCAGUGACGUCUACGAGCAACACCAGUGGCAACAGUACCAGUAGCAGCAAUAGCAGCAACACCCUAACUAACGUCCCAAUUACAAACCUCAGCACCAACAACACUCCAAGCAAGGUAAUGAUAAAUCAAACUACAACCGAAUCUCUAGUCAAUACUCCGAGCAAAUGUUCGAGUUCUGCCUCGAUAACGUUAACAACCGGUGGUGGUAACGCGAAAGGGACAUCUCAGAGCAAUAGUAAUACUAACGCCACCAGCACCGCAAAGACCAGUGCCACAAUCCACUUUGCCGGCGAAGCUUGCCACGAACGGUACUUCUCUACCGUGCAUGGUGCUUACUUAUCGGGCAUGGAACAGGCCAAAAAGAUUAUGAACCUUGAUAAACACUAA
This is a messenger RNA of Anopheles maculipalpis, 3216 nucleotides long. RefSeq lists its product as uncharacterized. NCBI's taxonomy places the organism in Eukaryota, Metazoa, Arthropoda, Insecta, Diptera, Culicidae. The transcript has 5 exons. Gene Ontology annotation, molecular function: polyamine oxidase activity. Bases 1 to 3216 code for a protein of 1071 amino acids. The record is from RefSeq and is a predicted model, not a curated record.